CAUCCAAUAAAUCACCAUUUUUUAUGACCUUUCAAUUCCUAAACUCUAAAAGUGUCUUCGUUUAAUGGCCGGAAAAUUAUUUCGUUACAAUUUUCUUUACAUUUUUAGUUUCUUCUUCUUCUUCGCUACUCUCUAUCACCAUUUUCUUCAAAAUGAUUACUCUGUUGUUUUUUCCGAUCAAUUUUAUCCCACCACUAUAACUUCCUCCAUAGCCAAUUUAGUUCUUCGUGGAAAUUUCCCCUCUUCCUCUUUUACUAUUCCGUCUCUUUCAAUUCUCAUGCCUGACUGGGAAAUCUACGUCAUCGUUGAUUACUCCCCUCUGAAACCCCAUCCUCAAGAUUCUAAUUUUUACUGUAUUUUUGAUACAGGAGAGGAAACUCCGGCGGUUUCCGCAGCAGAGCUUCCAUUUCCGGCAAGGUGGGUGUUCAAGUGCAAUUUCCCAACAAGGGCUCGUCGGAGUUUGCCUUUUAAGCAACCCAUGUUGAGAGGUUCUUCUGUCAAUGGUUAUUACCGGAAUUCACCUUCGCCGGAGCUGUUCCGGUGGACUUUUCUCGUCUACGAUUCUCUCACAACUGAAAGCGACGUCGUUCUAUUCGUUAAAGGUUUGAACAAACGCCGGGGCAUUAAUCGUAAACCCACGGAAUUCAACUGUAUUUUCGGCGACGCCGUGAGAACCGCCGUGACGAGCUCGAUACAAGAAGUUUUCCGAUGCAAGCUACCGGAUCAUUUCGCCGGGAAAGAGCCAAUUAAAGUUUCAAUUGAAAUUGUGGGACCCACUCCGGCAGUGGUCCCCACCGUAGCCUAUUAUACACCGCCACGUAUAAUUUCUAGUUCCAAAAAAGCUAAGCUUUGUGCUUGUACAAUGGUGUACAAUGUGGCUAAAUUUUUAAGAGAAUGGAUUUUGUAUCAUUCAAGAAUUGGAGUUGAAAAAUUCAUACUAUAUGAUAAUGGAAGCGAUGAUGAUUUAGCCGCAAUUGUUAAUGAGUUAAUUGAAGAAGGCUAUGAUGUAAAGACUCAUUUUUGGCUAUGGCCAAAAACUCAAGAAGGUGGUUUUUCCCAUAGUGUCAUUUUUGCAAAGGACUUAUGUUCAUGGAUGAUGUACAUUGAUGUUGAUGAAUUUGUAUAUUCUCCAUCAUGGUCUAAUUUAACUCAACCAUCAAAAUCAUUGCUACCUUCUAUAUUACCAAAUUUAGAAGAUGAGAAAAAUGUUGCACAAAUUAGCAUCCCUUGUUAUGAAUUUGGACCGUCGAAUCAGAAGGAGCAUCCAACAACAGGAUUGAUACAAGGCUACAAUUGCCGGAGAAAAACAGAGAAUCGACAUAAGUCUAUAGUAUUACUGUCUGCCGUGGAUCAAUCUUUGCUCAAUGUGAUUCAUCAUUUUAAGUUGAAGACGGAAUACAAUGUGAAGAAACUGAAUGUUCUAGAAAUGGUGGUGAAUCAUUAUAAAUUUCAAGUUUGGUCUGAGUUUAAGGCGAAGUUUAGGAGGAGGGUGUCAACUUAUGUUGUCGAUUGGACUAAACCAUCGAACCUUGGUUCGAAUGAUCGAACUCCAGGAUUAGGGUACAAUCCUGUUGAGCCUAUAGGUUGGAAGAGCAAGUUUUGUGAGAUAUAUGAUAAUGGUUUAAAAGAUUUGACAUGGAGAUGGUUUACAAUCGAGUCCCUUACCCCAUCGGAGUAUUACAAUAGGUCCGACUAAAUGUGACACUAGAAUUUAUCAUGAUAGAAUGCAACAUAGUAAAAUAGCUUUUCUUUGAUUCUUAUAGUUUUCUCUUAAUUUGUUGUUCUUUUGAUUCUUUUUGAGUGUAAGUUGAUGUAUAAUUGUUGGUUGCAAUAAGUGGGAUAGAUUAGGAAUGCCU
Messenger RNA from Solanum dulcamara, 1856 nucleotides. Its product is annotated as glycosyltransferase family 92 protein At1g27200-like. Lineage: Eukaryota; Viridiplantae; Streptophyta; Magnoliopsida; Solanales; Solanaceae. The transcript has a single exon. Bases 65 to 1696 code for a protein of 543 amino acids. The record is from RefSeq and is a predicted model, not a curated record.